Molecule: messenger RNA, 3126 nt
Organism: Lipotes vexillifer (Yangtze River dolphin)
Lineage: Eukaryota; Metazoa; Chordata; Mammalia; Artiodactyla; Lipotidae
Gene: FNIP2
Product: folliculin interacting protein 2
Exons: 18
Coding region: 1-3126 (1041 amino acids)
Cellular component (GO): cytoplasm
Molecular function (GO): ATPase inhibitor activity; protein-folding chaperone binding
Source: RefSeq, a predicted model, not a curated record
AUGGAAGGCUGGUCCCUCACACCGCAGCCGGGAGUUCUCACAGACCCAGGGAGGGGCUGGCAGAGGCUCUUCAACAGGAAGGGCGGCGGCGGCUCCGCGGCGGCGGCGGCGGCGGCGGCGGCCCCGGGCCGGGCGCCCCGGGAGGGGCCGGCCUUCAGUUGGUCCUGUUCGGAGUUGGACCUGAACGAGAUUCGCCUGAUAGUUUACCAGGACUGUGAAAGGAGAGGCAGACAAGUCUUGUUUGAUUCUAAAGCUGUUCACAAGAUCGAGGAGGUGGCAACUCAGAAAACGGAGGACGUCCCCACGAAAACGCCAGCCAAGUGCUGUCAAGGAGGUGGCAGCGGCAGCCUCUCUUCCCACGGCUCUUCCGGGGGAUCUUUACCACAUGCCAAGGAGCAGCUUCCAAAGUACCAGUACACGCGCCCCGCCUCUGAUGUCAACAUGCUUGGGGAGAUGAUGUUCGGCUCGGUCGCCAUGAGCUACAAAGGCUCCACCCUGAAGAUUCACUACAUACGUUCUCCCCCACAGCUGAUGGUUAGUAAAGUCUUCUCGGCCAGAAUGGGCAGCUUCUGUGGGAGUACAAAUAACUUGCAAGACAGCUUCGAAUACAUCAACCAAGAUCCUAACCUGGGGAAACUGAACACAAAUCAGAAUAACCUGGGUCCCUGUCGUACUGGAAGUAACCUAGUGCACAGCACUCCGGUCGACAUGCCGAGCAGAGGGCAGAGCGAAGACAGGGACAGCGGCAUCGCCCGCUCAGCUUCCCUGAGCAGCCUUCUGAUCACACCGUUCCCGUCUCCAAGCUCCUCUGCGUCCUCCUCCAGCAGUUACCAGCGCCGCUGGCUUCGGAGCCAGACCACGAGCUUGGAAAACGGCAUCAUUCCCAGGAGGUCAACGGAUGAGACGUUCAGCUUGGCCGAAGAAACCUGCAGUUCGAACCCGGCCAUAGCUCGGAGGAAGAAGAUUGCCAUAAGCCUCGUCUUUUCCCCGUGCGAGACGGAGGAAGCCCAGAGGAACUUCCAGGACUUCUUUUUUUCUCAUUUCCCCCUGUUUGAGUCUCACAUGAACAGGCUGAAAAGUGCAAUUGAAAAGGCCAUGAUCUCGUGCAGGAAGAUAGCAGAGUCAAGUCUCCGUGUCCAGUUUUAUGUCAGCCGUCUGAUGGAAGCUCUGGGGGAGUUCAGAGGGACCAUCUGGAGCUUGUACUCCGUCCCGAGGAUAGCCGAGCCCGUGUGGCUGGCCAUGAUGUCCAGCACCUUGGAGAAGACGCAGCUGUGCCAGCGCUUCCUCAGGGAAUUUACGCUCCUGAUAGAACAGAUCAACAAGAACCAGUUUUUUGCUGCCUUGCUGACCGCAGUCUUAACCUACCACCUGGCCUGGGUGCCCACCGUCAUGCCCGUUGACCACCCUCCCAUCAAAGCCUUCUCCGAGAAACGCACCUCUCAGCUGGUCAACACGCUGGCCAAGACACACCCAUACAAUCCUCUCUGGGCGCAGCUGGGCGACCUUUACGGGGCCAUCGGCUCUCCGGUGCGACUGACGCGCACGGUGGUGCUGGGGAAGCAGAAGGACCUGGUGCAGCGCAUACUGUACGUGCUGACCUACUUCCUGCGGUGCUCAGAGCUGCAGGAGAACCAGCUGACGUGCAGCGGGGCCUGGGGGCCAGACGAGCAGGCGCUGGCCGGGGGCAGCAUCACCACGGCCCUGGAGAGGGGCGAGGUGGAGGAGUCCGAGUACGUGGUGGUCACGGUGAGGAGCGAGCCCGCCCUCCUGCCGCCGCACGCUGACACCGGAGACCUCUGUCCCCACCUCGCCGGGCGAGGAGGCCGGGGACCGGAGCAGAGCCCCGCGGCCCGCGGCCCCCGGAGACCUCGGGGCGCGUCGUGUGGGGACGAGGAGAGAACGGAGGAGGCGCCCCGCGGCGGCUCCGCAAGAGGUGCGUGCGCGGGGCCGGCCGGCGGGGAGGGGUCGGGCGGGGAGAUGCCCAAGAAGCUGCCCGACCGCUCGGCGGCCAGGCCGUGCCCUGAGGGGCGUCCCUGGGAGAAGGUCACCUUCCACAUCGGGAGCUCCGUGUCUCCGGACUCGGACUUCGAAAGUCGCACCAAAGCGAUGGAGGAGCGGCUGCGGGCCUGCAGGUGUGCGGAGCCAGCGCGCCGACCCCCGGCUGGGCCCGAUGCGGCCCGGGAGGCCCGGGACUGGCGGGCCCCGAGGUGCUCCCGGGCCCCCGAGGCAUGUGCGGGGGCCCGCGGCGUCAGGACCGGGGCCGCCAAGGAGGCUGCGGAGACGCCCGGCGCACCUGUGGACCCCGCGCACGCGCCAGGGAAGCCGUGGGGUCGGGGCGGGGAGAACGCGGACGGGCCUGCGCCGAGCGGGUGCGCGGCCGCAGUGCCGCGCGAGGACGCCAGCUUCAGGCGGGAAGGAGGUCUCCCCAGGAACGAGAGCUCGGACAGCGCACUCGGCGACAGUGACGACGACCCGUGUGCGCCGGCCUCGCCGGGCCUGGGUCCCGGCAGUGACGGUGACAGUGAGCAUGACCGGCCCGAAGGGUCGCCGGAGGUGGAGCUGCCGCUGCCCAGGUCUCAGAGCGUCAGCACCCCGAACGUGAGAAACUUCGGCCGCUCCCUCCUGGCGGGUUACUGCCCCACGUACAUGCCAGACCUGGUGCUUCACGGGACCGGCAGCGAUGAGAAGCUGAAGCAGUGCCUGGCAGCCGACCUGGUCCACACGGUCCAGCACCCCGUGCUCGACGAGCCCAUCGCCGAGGCCGUGUGCAUCAUUGCAGACACGGACAAGUGGAGCGUCCAGGUGGCCACGAGUCAGAGGAAGGCAGUGGACAGCACGAAACUCGGCCAGGAUGUCCUGGUCUCAAGCCAGGUGUCCAGCUUACUUCAGUCCAUCCUGCAGCUCUACAGGCUUCACCUCCCCGCCGACUUUUGCAUCAUGCACCUGGAAGACAGACUACAGGAGAUGUACCUGAAGAGUAAGAUGCUGUCUGAGUAUCUCCGUGGACACACGCGCGUGCACGUGAAGGAAUUAAGUGUCGUCCUGGGGAUCGAGUCCAACGACCUGCCCCUGCUGACGGCUGUCGCCAGCACUCACUCUCCGUACGUCGCUCAGAUACUCUUAUAA